This is a messenger RNA of Diuraphis noxia (Russian wheat aphid), 599 nucleotides long. RefSeq names its product alkaline phosphatase-like. NCBI's taxonomy places the organism in Eukaryota, Metazoa, Arthropoda, Insecta, Hemiptera, Aphididae. The record is from RefSeq and is a predicted model, not a curated record. Gene Ontology annotation, molecular function: alkaline phosphatase activity. Gene Ontology annotation, biological process: dephosphorylation.
GCCUAUUUGCACCCAGUCAUAUGUCCUACAACUUACUCGCUAAUAAGUCCGAGGAGCCCACGCUGGUAGAAAUGACGGAAACAGCCAUUAAGGUGCUAUCAAAAGGUGACAACGGUUUCUAUUUGUUCGUCGAGGGCGGACUCAUCGACUGGGCGCACCACAGUAACCUGGCGCAGCUGGCUCUCGAUGAGGCUGUAAUGUUGUCGAAGGCGGUGGAACGGGCCACUGAGUUGACGUCCUCAAAAGAUACUCUGAUCGUGGUCACAUCCGAUCACUCACAUACCAUGACUAUCAACGGUUACCCGAGCCGCGGUAGUGAUAUUCUGGGACAUCCAAAUAUCGCCUCAACAGACAAAAUGCCGUACUCUACGCUCAGUUACGCCAACGGUCCGUCCGCUAAAGAACGGUACAACUUGACCAACGACAAAACUGAUCAACCCGAAUACCGGUUUCCGUCGAUGGUAAAUUUGACGUGGGAGACACACGGUGGCGACGAUGUCGCAGUUUUCGCUUCGGGUCCGUGGGCUCAUCUGUUCGUCGGAAACUACGAACAAAACUACAUACCACACGCGAUAAGUUACGCAGCCAAAAUGGGACCU